CCAAAGCCCCCGCUGUGUCCCCGGUGUCCCCAGCCCGGUGACAGCGCUGUCCCCGCAGAGGUGCCGGGGCUGGCCGGUGACGGUGACGGUGACGGUGACGGUGACGGUGACGGUGACGGUGACACGCGGCUGUUCCCGAGGGCCAUCGAGGGGGACGGGGACGGCUUUGAGUUCGCCAUGUUCCUCAGUGUCCCCGAGCGCCGCCUGCGCUGCCUCUGCCAGCCCGGGCCCUUCCUGGAGGGACACCCGGGGCUGACCCACGGCGGUGCCAUCGCCACCCUCAUCGACACCUCCCUGGGGACGCUGGCGCUGGCUCUGGCCGGGCGGGUGGUGACAGCCACCCUCAGCAUCGACUACGUGGCGUGA
Molecule: messenger RNA, 366 nt
Organism: Cyanistes caeruleus (blue tit)
Lineage: Eukaryota; Metazoa; Chordata; Aves; Passeriformes; Paridae
Source: RefSeq, a predicted model, not a curated record